This is a messenger RNA of Mugil cephalus (flathead mullet), 2716 nucleotides long. RefSeq names its product chloride channel K (gene clcnk). The record is from RefSeq and is a predicted model, not a curated record. Gene Ontology annotation, biological process: chloride transport; transmembrane transport. The transcript is spliced from 19 exons. Lineage: Eukaryota; Metazoa; Chordata; Actinopteri; Mugiliformes; Mugilidae. The coding region runs from base 1 to 2067 and encodes 688 amino acids. Gene Ontology annotation, cellular component: membrane. Gene Ontology annotation, molecular function: voltage-gated chloride channel activity.
AUGAAGAGCCUGGGUGAGUUCCCUGGUGGCGAGAGCGGAGGAGAAAACAACAGCCAGCAGCAAGAUCAUCAAUCGCUAACAUCCCAUAAUAUGAGCCCGCUCGUCUCUAAUCAGUGGAAACCCUUCAGACGGCCUCGUGCAAUUGUCAAAGAGUGGCUUUUCAAGCUGAGGUUUUGUUUGGGAAAGGUGUGUGGGAUAGAGUGGUACGGAUACGCUGCUUUUGGCAUUUUGGCUGCCAUUCUCAGCUUUCUCCUGGACAUCAGUGUAACAAAGCUGCAGAGAGCUCACCAGUGGCUUUAUAUGCAGCUGGAGGGAAAUAUUCUGCUGCAGUUCUUCUGCUGGACUCUCUACCCAGCAUGCCUCUGUGCCGUUUCAUCAACGUUCUCCCAUAACAUCUGUCCCUUCUCCACAGGCUCAGGGAUACCAGAGGUGAGGACGAUGCUGGCUGGCUUUGAUAUGCCCCAUUACUUGUCUCUCACUAAUAUGUUUACCAAGUUCCUGGGUCUUAUCUGUACUCUGGCAGCCGGCAGCACAGUUUUUCUUGGCAAAGUGGGUCCAUUUGUGCAUCUUUCCACUAUGCUGGGAGCCUACGUGAACAGCCUGUGCUCGCUUAUACAAGACAGUAACAAGGAGAAAGAAGGCAGAGAAAUGUUGGUUGUAGGUGCUGCAGUGGGAGUAGCCAGCUGCUUUGGAGCACCAAUCAGUGGUGUGCUGUUCGCGGUGGAGGUGAUGUGUUCCCAUUUUGCCCUGAGACAUUACUGCCCAUGUUUCUUCUCAGCUGCUUGUGGAGCACUGACCUUCCGCCUGUUCUCAGUGUGGAGCGGAGACAGAGAGACUCUCCAGGCGUUAUUCAAAACUAAUUUCUCUACUGCUUUACCUUUCUACCCGCUGGAGAUACUGCUGUUUGCUUUCCUGGGGCUGCUGUGUGGGGCUGUGAGCUGCUGCUACCUCUUCUGCCAUCGUUGGAUCCUGCACUUCACCAAAACAAAGGCCGUUUUCAUCAAGAUGCUGGCGACAGAGAAGGGUCUAUACUCAGGCGUGGUGGCCUUCUUCUUGGCAUCAGUGACGUUUCCCCACUCUGCUGGCCAAUAUAUGGCAUCUAAGUACACAACAGCGCAGCUCCUCACUUCACUACUGGAUAGCCAGCAGUGGAGCUCUCAACCCUACAAUGCAUCUGUGCAACUGGAGCCUUUGUUGGAGUGGGGCUCAUCAGGGACUCCUGUCUGCCUCUCUUUGGCUUUCUUUCUGCUCAUGAAGAUGUGGAUGUUGGUUCUCGCCUGCACUCUGCCUCUGCCAGCUGGAUACUUCAUGCCAGUAUUUAUCUACGGUGCAGCUAUUGGGCGUUUGCUUGGAGAAGGAGUAGUUUAUGUAUCAUCCACUGGAGGGACUUCAGGCCAGCAGUGGGCUUCUGUAAAUCCUGGAGGCUAUGCACUUGCUGGUGCGGCAGCCUUCUCUGGAGCUGUGACGCAUACAUUGUCUCCAGCUCUCCUUGCUAUAGAGUUAACGGGCCAGUUCAGCCAUGCUGUGCCUAUCCUCCUAGCCACUCUUCUGGCUAAUGCCGUGGCACGCUCUGGGCACCGCCCGUCUUUCUACGACGCCCUGUCUAUCAGCAAAAGGCUCCCACACCUGCCCUCUCUGACUAAGGCAUGUCCUCAACUUCCCUCCACACCAGUCGGGCAGUUUUUGGGAGGGAAACUGGUGCAGCUUCAUACAGCAGCAGGGCCAGUGGAGGUCCAGCAUGCUCUUAACACCUGCACCCAAACACAAAUCCCUGUUGUGGACACACAUGAGUCGCAGAUUUUGCUGGGGUUUGUUCUGCGAUCGGAGCUACUGAUGUUUCUGAGUCACUACGAGACUGAGAGACUGGAAAAACGUCUUGAUGAAGUCUGUUGCAUUCAUCCUGCCUCUGUCCUGCUAUCACCUCAUAACACCGUUCAGGAGGCCCACAGCAUACUGAGCUUUGUCAGAGCCCAGACCCUUUUUGUUACAGACAGAGGAAGACUAGUUGGGAUCAUCACAUGGCCAGAGAUGAAGGGAAUACUUGAGGACCUGGCCAAAGAAAUCUAGCUGUACCAGUGGGAAAUAAACAGAUCCGAUGACCAUAUUCAAGCAAACAUACAAGUCUGAUUAACUUGAAACAAGGACCGUGACUAAUAGCUAUAACCCUUCUUCAUUCCCCAGGUGUCAACUGUUAUUAGCUGCAGACUCGCAUGAAAAACACUCAUCAGGAAAAUUGGCUGUUAUUGAAAUUAGCAAGAUUCUCAUCCACAGAGGAAAUUGCACUGUCUCAUUAACUGAUACUCAGUUUGUGACAUAGUGAAAUUAGAAUGUGUCUACCUAGGAUAAUAUCCAAUGGGCAAGUAGGAACACAAUUAAUCCCUGCUGGCGUGUUUUUCCUGCUGAACCCCACUCAGUCUGUAUCUGUUCACCAUCUAUUAGCAAAUGUCUUGUUUACCCAGUAUUUGAUAACCUCUGAGCCCAAGGAUGUUUGUGAUUACACUUCAAAAUAGUCCUUGUUUCCAUGCAUAAGUACACCUACAUAUAAGCAAGAUAAUCCUAUCUAAUUGUUGUUUAAUUAUACUGGUGUCUAGUAGUGAUGCAUUUGGUUAGCUAAACAUCUUCUACAUUUGAAUUUCGAAUAAUAUGAAUUAAGAUGAAGUUUGUCAUUUCCUGGAAAUCAAUAAAAAAAAUGUGGAUGAGUCAUCCUGCACCCAGA